CGUCAGUCUACGCACGUCAGCGUUCGCGAUCUAGUCGGCCACGUUCUUGUCAACUUGACAUGUACAUACUUGUUUCGAGCGAGAAUUAGACUUGUUUACUCAUUUCAUUAGACAUCGAGUUCAUAUUUUCCCAUUCCGCUGGCUCCAGGGUCGGACGUACGUCGGGGAAAGUGCAAUGCGACAGUUCUGUGCUACGUAUUUGGAAACUCCUCUGUUUUUCCCAUACUUAUGACUACGCAACUAGGAAGGCAAUGUGAUGGUGGACACUAUACUUGCACUGCUCCGAAAGAAUGCUGCAAACAAGGAUGCUGUUUUGUUAAUUCUGUACGGUCGCCUGUCUUCCAAUCUGGAAAUAUAGUUAAUCCUCUUUUCUUAGGUCACUGGUACUUUUGGUUAGCUGUUACGGCCACAGUAGCAGGCAUACUCUGCGCCUGUUCCUUAUGGAAACGUCACCACCAAGGGGGGAUCUGUUGUCGAAACUCAGGAAGAGAUGACAGAGCUUCUGAGCCAGAGUCAAAUGGGUCAUGUUACGCGCCUCCACAAUACAGCAGAUGUAAUAGUUUUUAUCAGCCACCACCACCGUACUCAGAGGUGACUUCAAAGCCAGAUUUGUACCCCUUGGUGAUAAGCUUCAAUGGAGAUCCUGUUAUCAAGGCAAAUAACGGCGCUUCAGGCUAUUUUAUGGUGCAAUAUUUUCGAAAUUUCAUCGUAAGGCCUGUUGGGUCCAUAUCUGCCACGAGCACUUUGGAUUCAUUGAGUUCCAGUUAUAUUUGUAGCGCCACGAAUGAGGCGAACAUCAUUGUUCCCCCUCCAUAUUCCGGGAUCAGCAGUUUGGAAGAAGUGACGUCAACGAACAACCCCGAAGGCUUUUCGAUGACGCAUUCCGUUUCGUCCAGCCCAAGUUCAGACUUGAACCAAUUUCUCUCCGCCUGUUCCAACAACGCGCCUUCGUCCCUCCAGAACACGCCCUCGCAUCGUCCACCCUCGAGGCCUCAUUCAAGGCCACACUCAGUGGUUUCGAUCAGGGAUAAUCCUUGCUUUACCCACGUCGCAACGAAUCAACCACUUUCACUUCAAGACACCGCUAGCGCGGUCGAAGACAGAACCAGCUGUGAUCCAAUGCCAUCUAAAGCCCCGAAAAGUAUGCUAACACGAAGAGCCUUAACGUUACCCGAGGGGGAAGACGCAAGAACAACGCCUAAAGAGCAGCAGAACCCUUCAUCUUCCCAAACCAUCGCUAGUUCGAACGCGUCCGUUAGGUACAGUUCUCUCCAGUUCGCCAGGAACUCUACCGGUGAUUCGAACUACCCCCUUGUGGACGUAGUCCACAGGAGUCAGCAGAUAGGCCAACAGAAGAGUCCUCCAGUGCAUCUUCCUAAGCAGGAAAGCAGGAGCAGGUCGUACCUCCAUAGGAUUAAGGCUAAAACUAUGUAUAUGCCGUUACACGAAGGGCCUAAUUUCAAUUCUAAAUCUAAGGUUUCGCCGAAUAGUUCUAAGCUCUUCAAUAAAGGCUGGCUGUCAAAAUCUGCUCCCACCACACCUUGCGGGAACUUUGCACCCAGUUUUCCUGGUCAUAAACGCAACGCUUCCAACAGCCAGAAGAACAGGAACAGGAUGGAGGACGACAGUCCUUUACUGAGGGAACGUGACGAGUCUGACGAAGAAACGAAUCGUUGUCAGGAUUCUUAACUAUGAGCUUUUCCCAUUCUUCCGAUUAUUCCAUUUUCAACGAGUUGCAGGUAAUUAGUUGCCAAAACGCUACUUUUGUAAGAUUCCGCUGUUGAAUAGUGAGAUUAUAGGUCGUGAGCUUAUCUGGGUAAGGCUCGUUAGUGCUGUGAAAUUAAGGAGUUAUGCCGAUAAGUAGAAUUUACACUGGAGUGAAAAUUAGUAAGGUAAAAACGGUCUUUUCAUUGAGAAUAUUCAUCCAUCAGGCCAUGUUGAAAACCAGCUGCAACGAUUAUCCGUUAAUGAAAGAAUUACUGACUUAAAAAUUAUAAAAUAUCUAGCUUAUCAGUCGAUAAACAGUAGUACAUCGCCACAAAAGUCCUUAUGUUCUACUAUUUUGACCCAAUGUAUUUCUUUUUAAGUAAAUUUCAAGUUCAUUACUAAAUCCUAGAAUGUUUCCAUUGAUACUUCCAUGUCAGAGAUGAUUGAUACAUAGAAGAAACAAUCCCGUUAGUCAAUCCAACUGAUUCCAGUUGUUCCAAAUAACAAGCUCUCAUCAAAAUCGUAGUAAGCCCCGAAAUUUCAAAAGUUGACGUUUUGUUUUGACAACACAAAACGUCAACUGUCAAAAGUUUAUAAAUUUUUGACGACGAAUCCAUCUUUGAUCACGCCUUUCGGAGUUUUUUUCACGAUGUUCAAUAAAUAGUUAUUAGAGCUAUGCGAAUGAAUCUUAACGAGAAAUAUUUCAAAUGUCUGCAUCCAAGUAUGAAUAAAAUUCAUUCUUGUCGCAUGACCUUCGAACUUGGAAUAUUGUGAUAUAAACAAAAUUAAUUCUUCAAAAUUCGUUCAACAGCGAACAAAAAAGGCUAGCAGAUUACAGAAAAGCUUGACAAACUUGCAUCUUCAAUUAAAGAAUUCGAAAAUUUGAAUUUGUCAAUGAUGAACUGGUAACUACUACUUGAAGUUAAACAUAACACACUUCUGGUUUUUUCAAUGUUUCCUUUUCAAAUACUAAAUACUGUUUCUUCGACAUCCCCGGUAUAUUCUUGUACUCAUCAAAACCUGUCAAUUGUGUCAAGCCGCUAUUGGAGAAUAGUGUAGAUUAUUGUAUGUUCGUAUUUUGAUUAUCGAAAAGUGUACUUAAUAUAUUGUAAAAAUAGACGUUUGAUAUUUACUUAUGUAACAACUUAAUGAGUACCUUAUAUGAAAAACCCGACGUGUUAUAAAAACCAUGAUGUAUUUUUGUGGAAGAUUAAAUUAUAUGAACAAGUCUACUUCCUGAAUUAAAGGAAUUAAAAAUGGUUGAUGCUCUGUAGAUAAUUAACUGAACGGCUUCUUUUGUUCAUGUCUGCUUUUGGGAUAGUUCAUAAUCAUACAUUAUAUAGGAGUAUUUUUUAUAUUAUUACAGUUAAAAUAAAAUUUUGAAUUCAUUGUA
Coccinella septempunctata (seven-spotted ladybird) is the source of this 3100-nucleotide messenger RNA. RefSeq lists its product as uncharacterized. Gene Ontology annotation, cellular component: cytoplasmic vesicle membrane. The transcript has 7 exons. NCBI's taxonomy places the organism in Eukaryota, Metazoa, Arthropoda, Insecta, Coleoptera, Coccinellidae. The coding region runs from base 229 to 1689 and encodes 486 amino acids. The record is from RefSeq and is a predicted model, not a curated record.